GUAUGCACAAUGCAUUUGGCGACGGGAUUCUCCUCUUUUUCGUUUGUUAUUUGAACUUUGGUACCUCCUAGGCAUCACUCAUGCCACCACCGCAAACGUUUUCAACUCUAAACAGCCAUGAACUAUGGCAUCGUUGCUCAUAUUCCUACCGGCUUUGCUGCUAGCACUGCUCUGCCUCCGUCUGCUAGUGAACUGGCGAACGUUGAGUAAGGCACCUGGGCCAAUUCUUGCGGGCUGCACCGACCUCUGGAGAGCUUACUAUCAGUACAACGGAAAGCUAAGAAAGAAGCUCUUGGAUUUGCACUCUAAGCACGGUCCGAUAGUGCGGUAUGGCGUGCGUAGCAUCAGUAUCAAUGACCCAGAGGUCAUCAAUAUCGUCUACGGAAGCCGAGGGGGGUUCAUUACGGCAGACUCGUAUAAAGUGAUAAUUGGUAUUCAAAAUGGCAAAGAAGUGCCAAGUCUAGUUAGCACUGCGGAUGAGGUGCGUCACGGUGCCCUGCGCCGGUCCGUGGCCAACGCCUUCACGCCUACUGCGGUGCUAGAUUAUGAGAAAUGGAUAGAUGCAUCGAUCGAGGAACUCCUCGAUCUGGUAAGCAAGAAGUCGACCUUCGACAUCUCGUCAAUAAUUCUCUGGUACAACAUGGAUGCAGCAGGGCGAUUUUCCUUUGGCGAGCCGGUUGGAUGUUUGAAGGCUGAGGGUGAUGUAGGGGGUUCUAUUCAACUGAUCCGGGACCGUUUUAACCAUUGGGGUUGGUGGGGUUCACUACCUCAGUUGGAAAGACUGAUAUAUCGCAAUCCUAUCGCCUUGCGACAGAAGAUAGCACCGUCAAGUAUGGCGGCAGCGGCAGCAUCGAGACUCAAGUUGAGGGCGAGUCGAUCCAGCAACGAUCUAGCGCAUCCUGAUCUACUCCAAAAGUUCUUAGAUGCCAGCAAAGAUAGCCCUCAAGUGUUAGAUACCUCUGGGAUAAUUGGCAUGUUGAUGUCCACUAUAUCAGGGGCUGGCGACACAUCAGCAACGACAAUGACGGCAGCAAUAUUCUACUUACUCAAACAUCCUCAUUCGCUUAAGAAGCUAGAAGAAGAGCUCUCGCAGGCUGACUUGCCUGAGAUACCUACAGUUUCCCAGAUAAGCAAACUGCCUUAUCUCAACGCCGUCAUCAGAGAGACUAUGCGAGUAUUUCCGACCCCAACGGCCCCGAUGGAGCGACUGGUUCCCCAGGGGGGCGUUACAAUUGCAGGCAUGUUCUUCCCGAUGGGUACGAGCGUAGGGUGCAUGCCAUCAGCGGUGCACCAGAGAGUCGAUGUCUUUGGCGAAGACGUCAAUACUUUCCGCCCAGAGCGAUGGCUUAUAUCUGACCGCGAGCAGUUAAGAUGUAUGGAAGCUACUCACAUGGGGUUUAGUCGUGGGCGUCGCGUUUGCCUAGGACAGAAUAUCGCAGUUUUACAGAUGAAGAAGAGUCUAUCGGCGUUGCUCAUGAAAUUCAAGUUGAGCUUAGCCGACCCGAACGCGUCCCUUAAAGCGGACUUCUCCUCUGCUGUGGCCUGGCUCGGGCCAUUGUAUGUUAUAUCGCAGGUUAAGCAGCAAUAAGUUGUAGGACUAGGAGGGUAUGAGAGGGGUCGAAGGUUACCUACAUGUAGGUAGUAAUGCAUCUUACCAGGUACUCUGAUAUCAAUGUGGCUUCC
Molecule: messenger RNA, 1683 nt
Organism: Hypoxylon fragiforme
Lineage: Eukaryota; Fungi; Ascomycota; Sordariomycetes; Xylariales; Hypoxylaceae
Product: cytochrome P450
Exons: 4
Coding region: 125-1588 (487 amino acids)
Molecular function (GO): heme binding; iron ion binding; monooxygenase activity
Source: RefSeq, a predicted model, not a curated record